UCCGGGCUGUCGGGAGACUGAGUGACUGGCGCGUGGGCAGGCGCCACUUCGAGCGGGAGCCGCGGCGAGGAUGGCCGCCUCGGUGGGGCCGGGGACGCGCACGAAGACCAAGAAGAAGCACUUCGUCCCGCAGCGCGUGAAGGUGCUGCGCUCGGCCGACCCCCUUCUGGGCGUCCUGGCUUGGGGGAUCAACCAUCAGAUCAAUGAACUCAAUCAAGUUCCCCAGCCAGUGAUGCUGCUUCCUGAUGACUUCAAAGCCAGUUCUAAAGUAAAGGUGAACAAUCAUCUCUUCAACAGGGAAAACUUGCCUGGUCACUUCAAAUUUAAGGAGUACUGUCCACAGGUUUUCCGCAACCUUCGCGAACGCUUCAACAUUGAUGAUCAGGAUUAUCAGGUCUCCCUGACACGUAGUCCACCAACCUAUGAGACCGAGGGUGGGGGGCGCUUUCUCCUGUCCUAUGACAGGACAGUGGUCAUAAAAGAGAUAACCAGUGAAGAUGUAGCUGAUGUGCAUAGCCUUCUGUCACAUUAUCACCAGUACAUUGUGAAAUGUCAUGGGAGUACACUCUUGCCCCAGUUCUUGGGUAUGUACCGGCUCAGUGUUGACAAUGAGGACAGUUACAUGCUGGUCAUGAGGAACAUGUUCAGCCACAGGCUCACCAUACACCGAAAAUAUGAUCUGAAGGGUUCCCUGAUAUCCCGGGAAGCCAGUGAUAAAGAGAAGGGCAAGGAACUACCAACUCUGAAGGACAUGGAUUUUCUAAACAUGAACCAGAAAGUGUAUAUCAGUGAAGAGGCCAAGAAAGACUUCAUGGAAAAGUUGAAGCGAGAUGUGGAGUUCUUGGUGCAGCUAAAGAUUAUGGACUAUAGCCUUCUGUUGGGAAUCCAUGAUGUACAGCGAGCUGAACAAGAAGAGGAGGAAGACAUAAAAGAGGAAGAGGAAGAUGGAGAGGGUGAACCAGGGGGACUGGCAUCAGUGGGCUCUUAUGGAACAUAUCCAGAGGGCAUUGGCAGCUAUCUCAACUCCCACAAGCCCCUGGAGCCUGGUGACUUUGACCCUUAUAUUGAUGUCUACGCCACUAAGAGUGCUGAAAAUAGUCCCCAGAAAGAGGUUUACUUCAUGGGCCUCAUAGACAUCCUCACACAGUAUGAUGCCAAGAAGAAGGCUGCCCAUGCAGCUAAGACAGUCAAGCAUGGGGCUGGUGCAGAGAUCUCCACAGUGCAUCCAGAACAAUACGCCAAGCGCUUUCUGGACUUUGUCACCAAUAUAUUUGCUUAACAGUUGUUCACUAUGUCUUGUUGGCCCAGAUCAAAAGUUUUCAGCACCCUUGUAGUUGUCACUCACCUUGCCCCCUGAUUCUCAGUAAGUAGGAUAGCUUUCAUCCUGCUAUUCCGGGGUCAGCAGGGGAGUUGAACUGACUUCAGAGGAGUCCCACGCUGGUGACUGAGGGAUGGCUGCUGAACCAAGUGCCUUAACUCUGAUCUUGUCGGGAUGAGAAAUGAUCCAGAGUACCGAAGAAGCUGGCUGUGAAUGCUUUGGGAAGCUGCUGCUUCUUCCAUGUAGGAGGAAGAGGAGUGGCUAGUUUUUAUCUAAACAUUGACCUCUUCCUUUCUUUUAAAUAGUACCCGUGGUACAUCAUUUAGGGCAGGAUAAUGUUGAGACAGAAUAAUAUGCAAUACGAAGUUAGUCGUGCCUUGGAAGAAGGGGGUUGAAGGGAAUCUUCCCCAUUUACAGAUAUUUUAUCCUCUGAUAUCCCGUUGUAUGGCCUGUUUCAAAGCCGUGCGCCAGUUCUAUACCUCUUCCCCCAUUCCCCUUCACAUGACCCUUGAUGGAAGACUGCACUGUGCCCAAUCUUGUGAAUAGUUUAGCUCUGAUCUAGUCCUUUUUUCAAUAAUGGAAAUCUCUCCUGCUAAAGAAAAGAGCCCAGCAUUGCAUCCAGUAUUCCUUGAGCUCUCUCCCAUGCAGAAUUGCAGUUUCUUGAAACUUUGUGCCACGAGUGUUGCUUUUAAUGAGAAAAAUUAUUUUAGGGUCCAGUGCUGCCUCACAUCCUUUUUCCACCCCUUUGAAGCAGGGUUUGGGAGGUCCUUUGUGCUUGCUAAAGAUAUUUGGAGUCAACCCCGGAGUAAUGGCAGUAUCCUCUGACUCCCUGCUGGAGCAUUUUAUAUGCUGUGGAGCUUUUUGUGUCCCCCUUGUAAAAGGGAGAUUGGGGGAAGGACAGAAUAACUCUGAUCCUUGGGGAAAUGUAUACAGGAGUGUCCAUAAUUCCACUGGGCACACGGCCCAGAUUGAGUGGAUGUAACCCACAAAGUGGUCUAAUGUAUGUCUAGGGUUCACCACAGUAUAGUACUAAAUUCAAAAGCUUCUGAGAAAUGCUGAGGAUGAAAGUCCUGAACAGGUCAUAAAGCUUUAACAUUAAGGUCAAAGUGAGCCUCCAGAUGUUGUUGAACUGACAGCAGCAUCAGAUACCAUGACCAGUAGGAGCAGGGAAUGUUGGGAGUUGGAGUUCAGCAACAUGUGGAGGGCCUCGUGGCUUCCUAGUCUCAAUUUAGAUCAUACAAGCUCUACGUUGAAGUGGGAAUCAGACCAAGCCUCAUUUAUUUUGUUCAGUGUUGCAGGGUCGGGAGGGUAUCAUGCCCAGUUUCAGGAUGCUAUGAGAAGCAGCAUCUGCCUAUCUCUUCAUAACAGCUCCGUAUGUUUCUUGUGUAUAUAUCAAAUUGGCAAGCCAGUGUAUUUUGGGAAAAUGUGGCCUGUCUCAGCAGCUCGGAAAGCCUCUUGAGUGAGGAAGGAAAUUGCUAUAAACUAAGAAGCUAACAGAUGCAUUAAAAAGAAUACCCCUUUUCAUUCACUUAUUCAGCAGAGUGGGGAUUCUUGGAGAUACUUCCUUCAGCACAGUGAGGAAUGCAGACAAGGAACUGGAUAAAUUAAAUGAUCAUUGCUCAUUUAUUAUUGGCUUCAUUAAGAGUUCUUGCAUUCUCUAGUAGCUGUCUGAACUAUAUUUCCCAGUAACCCCAGCCCACUUAUGAGCAUUGGUGAGGAAUGCUGGGAAUUAUAGUUUAGCAACAUCAAGGGCCAGUGUUCCCUACCUGGAAAUUCUAGCCAUGGUUCUGUUUUACAGUGCUACUCAUUUUGCUGCUGGGGACCUGAAACAUGGAGGCUGCUUUAUGGUUUUUCAUUUUUUCCCCUUCUGCCCCAUUACUGGUAUUUUGGGACUGAUGUCAUUUCAGCUCUCAACACAAUAAAGGCUGUACCAUGGAGAUACAUUUAUGCUGUGGGGCUGUCUUCCUUCCAGCCUCUUUCAGUGUUUUGUAAUUGUAUACAAUGUGUAUUUCUGGUUUACUCUUGUAUGGCUAAAAAUAAAUUAUUGAACCAAAA
Messenger RNA from Candoia aspera, 3373 nucleotides. RefSeq names its product phosphatidylinositol-5-phosphate 4-kinase type 2 gamma (gene PIP4K2C). Gene Ontology annotation, biological process: phosphatidylinositol phosphate biosynthetic process. Bases 71 to 1279 code for a protein of 402 amino acids. The transcript has 10 exons. Gene Ontology annotation, molecular function: 1-phosphatidylinositol-4-phosphate 5-kinase activity; 1-phosphatidylinositol-5-phosphate 4-kinase activity. Lineage: Eukaryota; Metazoa; Chordata; Lepidosauria; Squamata; Candoiidae. The record is from RefSeq and is a predicted model, not a curated record. Gene Ontology annotation, cellular component: plasma membrane.